CUGUUAAGUAUAGAAUGAGCAGACACUGGUUCGUCGGCGGUGGCCGACAAGUCAUACGUACGAGGGGACCAUGAGCGCGUCCGCCAAGAAGGAACAAGUCACUUUUCCAAAACGGGAAACAAUUGUUCCCCCGCUCUUGCUCGACGUCAGUCACCUUUGCUAUCCCCCUCGUCACAUUGACUCGAAAGACCUUGCUAAAUAUCCAUCGCCUAUACUUGACGGACACAAUGACUUCGCUGCGCACAUUCCAGACCGAAAUUGAGGACAUCCACAGCCGUGAGAUGGCGAAGCAGCGUCUGCAAGGCGCGCGGCAGCUCAAAGAGAAGGAGAACAAGCACCCGCAGCCCAAGAAGGAGACACACGGGGCGACAGAUGACGAGCAUGCUACGAGGGCUGCAGCCAUUCAAGAUGAGAACGAUACGGAGACGAGCAUGAGGGAGGUUGAGGAGCAGAUCAUGACCCAACUCCUGGCAGGCACGCAGAAAGAACAUGACUCGGCUCGUGAUACCCUUGCCUCCCUCAUUACCCAGCAUCAUGGCGAAUACGUCUUCCGGAUAGGCGUCAGCGCGCCACACACGAAGCUCUUCGCGGGGAAGCUCACGGACGCGGAUGAGGGUUGGGAGGGGAAAGAGCGGACACUGGAGGAGGUCGACACUCUGGUCGAGGGGAUCAGGACAGCCGUCGAGGAGAUCGGGGGGAAGGUCUGCGUGCUCUUCGAAGUUAAGACGGGUCACCCUCGGGCGACGCUACUCCUGCGACUACCCCCUCCGAGCGUCUCUUUGACACCGGAAGUGCGCUGCGCGGUUGUGGGCAAUGUCGACAGCGGCAAGUCAACGACACUGGGCGUUCUGACGCGUGGUGUACUCGAUGAUGGGCGUGGUAGCGCACGCGUAGGCCUCUUCCGCCACAAGCACGAGAUUGAGACGGGGAGAACAUCAUCAGUGGGCAUGGAGAUCCUCGGCUUUGGACCUGACGGACAGCCCAUACUCCCUCAAUCUACCGACCCGAAGGCGGUGCACCGCGAGAAGCUUGGCUGGGAUGAGAUCUCCAAGCGGUCCGCUAAGAUCGUCUCCUUCAUCGAUCUCGCCGGACACGAGCGCUAUCUCAAGACCACAUUAUACGGCUUGACCUCCGGGGCGCCUUCCUGCGUCGUACUCAUGGUCGGAGGCAACGCCGGCCUCAUUGGCAUGUCGAAAGAGCACUUGGCCAUCGCGCUGGCGCUCAAUGUCCCCGUCGUUGUCUGUAUCACCAAGAUCGACAUGACCCCCGCCAACGUCCUGCAAGAGACCAUCAAACAAGUCUCUAAAAUUCUAAUAUCUCCUGGCUGUCGAAAAACACCGGUCUUCGUCGAGUCUAUAGAGACAGCCGUGGAGCUUGCCUCGACAUAUGCAAGAAAUCGAUUAUGUCCUAUAUUCCGAUUAUCGAACGUUGAUGGAAGAGGGUUGGAUUAUGUACGCACCUUCCUCAACUUGCUCCCAUCUAGCGAGGCGGAUGUGGAUAAGUUCGCCGUGGACCAGCCGCUUGAGUUCUCCAUCACCGAAGUCUGGAGCGUCCCCUACGUCGGCACGGUCGUGAACGGGAUCAUCAACAGCGGACGGAUACAGGUCGGCGACCAGAUCAUGUUUGGACCCGACUCGAAUGGGAAUUUCGCGAACACCGUAGUGAAGAGCAUGCAGAGGAAACGAGCGGACGUCACCACCGCCGAAGCCGGGCAAUGCGUCGCUGUCGCGCUGAAGCGUGUCCGUCGAACCGACGUGCGCAAAGGCAUGAUCAUUGUCCAUCGCACCGAGGCGGGCCCGCCGAAAGCCGUCAUGCGGUUUGAGGGCCAGGUUCUAAUUCUCUACCACAACACCACCCUGCAACCGGGAUACCAGGCAAUGCUGCAUACAGGCGCCGUCCGACAAACGGUGAAGAUCCUCUCUAUGGACCACCCACAGAAUGUGCUUCGGACCGGCGACCGCGCAACCGUGCAGUUCGAAUUCAUCAGCCGCCCCGAGUUCGUCAAGGUCGGCAUGAAGCUUCUCUUCCGCGAAGGAAAGACGAAAGGCCUUGGUGUGAUCACCAAACUGUUAUGAAUGAAUUUCGCAGUAGUGCACUGUAGGGUGCACUGCCCGCGCUACUGAUCCCUUUCUUUUCUUGCUGUCUCUUGUAAUAAUUGUCUGUACUGCUAAUCUGGAGGAUCGUGUAUGUUUUAUUGCCCCUGUAUCCCGUCAAUGUUGAUCUCUUGAACUCUUACGGCCCACCCCA
This is a messenger RNA of Schizophyllum commune H4-8, 2247 nucleotides long. RefSeq names its product P-loop containing nucleoside triphosphate hydrolase protein. Gene Ontology annotation, molecular function: GTPase activity; GTP binding; translation elongation factor activity. Lineage: Eukaryota; Fungi; Basidiomycota; Agaricomycetes; Agaricales; Schizophyllaceae. The record is from RefSeq and is a predicted model, not a curated record. Gene Ontology annotation, biological process: translational elongation. The coding region runs from base 228 to 2075 and encodes 615 amino acids. The transcript has 13 exons.